Molecule: messenger RNA, 873 nt
Organism: Xylaria bambusicola
Lineage: Eukaryota; Fungi; Ascomycota; Sordariomycetes; Xylariales; Xylariaceae
Product: LicD family-domain-containing protein
Exons: 4
Coding region: 1-873 (290 amino acids)
Source: RefSeq, a predicted model, not a curated record
AUGCAUAUCCUUCGUCCCUUCAUCCUCUUCGCCAUAUUCAUAGCCAUAAACGCAGCGCCGAUAAAGUACUUUCAUGAACCUGGAUGGGAUCUCGAGAGCGGUCACUAUGACUCGCGGUUCUUCCAAGGCAAGAUACCGUACGAGAAGCACCGGCCCGUACUCCGACACCUCAUCAGGUCAUAUCUGACGACGUUCAGGGAACUAGGGGUAGAUACGUGGCUGGCGCACGGCUCGCUGCUGGGAUGGUGGUGGAACGCGCAGAUCAUGCCGUGGGACUACGAUCUCGACGUGCAAGUCAGCGUGGCGACGCUGGCGUUCCUCGGGGAGCGGUAUAAUCGGAGCAUGCACUUUUACGAUGAUGACGAGAGAGAAGGGGCGAAUAAUACGGCAACGACGACGACGGUGAAGAAGAUGUAUCUCCUCGACGUCAACCCGUACUACGGCGCGCUGACCAAGGGCAACGGCGCCAAUGUGAUCGACGCGCGCUGGAUCGACACGAGCAAUGGCAUGUUCAUCGAUAUCACGGGCCUGCGCGAGCGCGACGCCGAUAAGAGCCCGGGAGUCUGGAGCUGCAAGAAUAACCACCGCUACCGCACGGGUGAACUCUGGCCGCUGCGGCGCACCGAGUUCGAGGGUGUUCAGGCUUGGAUCCCGUAUGCCUUUGACAAGGUCCUGACUGACGAGUACGGUCCCAAGAGUCUGGUUACAGAGGAAUGGGCUGGACAUCGCUGGAUACCGGAGCGCAGAGAAUGGGUCAAAGUCCCGAAGAAGAAAGAUAAGAAUAAGAAGCCGCCUAAGAAGGUAGAGCAUAUAACAACGGACGAUGGAAAGAAUAUCGAGAUCGUGUAUGAGGAGGUGGUUGUUGAGGCAUGA